AUGCACAGCUACAGGGACCUGGCGAACACCGCCCAGGAUCAGAAGAAAUUUUUGGACGAGUGCAUUUUCAUCGUCAAGGAGCAGAGCUUUUACAUGAAGCAGGCACUGGAAAAUGGAUCCCUCCGGGACACGCUGAAGCACGCGUCGAACAUGCUGUGCGAGCUGAGGACGUCGCAGCUGUCGCCCAAGUACUACUACGAGCUGUACAUGCUGAUCUUCCAAGAACUGCAGCACCUAGACACGUUCAUAAACGACAAGAAGAAACAUAAGAAGAGGUUCAUUGAUAUAUACGAGAGCGUCCAGCACGCAGGCAACAUCAUCCCGAGGCUUUACCUACUAAUCAUCGUGGGAAGGAACUACAUAAAGAAUAAAGACAUUAAGGCAAAGUACAUUUUAAAAGACAUGACCGAGUUAUGUAAGGGCAUUCAGAACCCUCUGAGGGGGUUAUUCUUACGCUAUUUUUUAAUACAAAUGUGCAAGGAUAGAAUCCCAGACACGGGAAGUGAAUAUGAAGAAGCGGGUGGAGGAAAUAUAGACGAUGCUUUUGAGUUCCUUCUCUCAAAUUUUUAUGAAAGUAUCAAACUGUGGAGCCGAAUGAGUGAUAAGGUAGUCAUGAAGUUAUCCCCUGGGCAAGAUGAACAAAUUUUGCAUAACAAUAGAAAUAAAGUGUUAAGGGAAAAAAUGGAUGUUAAAAUGCUAGUGGGAUCAAAUCUAGUUCGUAUGUCUCAGUUAGAAGGAAUGACGAGACAAUAUUACAUUGAAAAGUGUCUCCCCAAAUUGCUACAGAAUCUUUCCACUAUAAACGACUCACUCAUUCAGCAGUACAUCUUUGAGUCCAUCGUUCAAGUGUUUAGUGACGAAUGUCAUAUUUACACUCUGGACAUCCUCCUAAACGCCAUUCAGAAAAUAAAUAGCUCACUGGAUUUUAAGGGCAUCCUCAUCACCCUAUUGAAGAGGUUGCGAUGUUUUAUCGAGUCCAACAGAUUUGAAGUGCCAAAGGAGGUUGACAUUUUUUCUCUCUUUUAUGAGCACCUAGUUUUGUACGUCCAUCGGACGUUAGAUUCUUAUGAGGGGGGGAAGGGCACCUACAGUCUGGCGUUCCAGCAGGACGGCCAGAAGUUUCCCCCCCGGGAUGCUGCCGCGGAGCACUGCAAGGGGGACGGCGAGAAGAGAGCCGCGAAUAGCGGCCACACCGCCAAUACUGCCAAUACGGCUAACGCCGCUAACACCGCGCCAAACUGCAAAAUCAUCAAAAGCGCGGAUGCGAAGGGCCCCCCCGGGGAGGAGAAGCGAACGCCGAACGAAGCCACUUACUACGGAGGCGCGACGCACCAGGGGGGCAGCAACAAAGCGGCCAACUAUGGAAACCUGCCCAGAGGCACCCACCGCCGUUGCAGUCAUGAAGAGAAGAACCAGCGAAACGAUGAAGACGAAGAAUUCGUGGAGAACGUAGUUAAAAUGCUGCAAGUUCUAUAUGAGUUUAUCUUCCUGUGCAUACGCAUAUACGACGAUGUCAUCACGAUUAGCAAACUGUUUGAACUCCCCUACAUGAUAGCGUCCAAUGUGAAUCUGAGCAAUGACGUGCUGUGCGAGCAGAUCAUCAGCAUCAUUGUGCUUCCCUUUAACUACUUGGGGCUGAGUGCGCUCAAGGGGAAGAACAUGCAGGCGCUGUUGGCCAGCGUAACGUCCCAGAAACAUAAGAAGAAGCUCAGCCUGGACAUCAUCGACGCCAUCAUCGAGUGCAAGAACAAGGCCAUCGUCUACAGGGACGUGGAGGAAAUCCUCAGCUACAUUUCGCCUAUUUUUAACGAAGAUGUGCGGAGGGGGGCGGACCUAGUAGAGGAUCCACACAAGAGGGAGGUUCACCAAAGGGAUGGCUACCAAAGGGAUGGCUACCAAAGGGAUGGCCACCAAAGGGAUUCGCACCAAGCAGACCUGUUCAACCCAGAAAACGGCGCCAUCACAUAUGCGGCCAAAAAAAUGUGCAAAUUUUUUCACAUCAUAACCAACACGGACGACAUUGACGAGCGCUACAACAUUUGCAUGCUCUUUUAUAAGCACAUCGAAAAUGGCCCCUACCUGGUGCACCUCCUGCCGACCAUAGUGUUCACCAUGCUGCACUUGGUGACGACCAUCACGAACUUGGCCCCCAGCUCGCGGAGGAAGAGCCAGUCGCGGCAGGACCAGCCCUUCGAGAAGAGGGAGCACCCGGAUGAGCGGCCCCGCGACGAUAACACCCAUGAUGAGCACACCCGUGAUGGAAAUACCCCUGAUGGGCAUACCCAUGAUGGGCAUACCGUUGAUGAGCACACCCAUGAUGAGCAUACCUUUGAUGACCUCCACUCGGAUGACCGCCACUCGGAUGACCGCCACUCGGGAGACCCCUUCCUGGAGGAAAAGCUGAAGCAAUACAACCUGUACGUGAAGAACAUUUUGAAGUUUAUUCACACGAACCUGCUCUGCGUGAGUAGCCAGAUCCCGAUGCUAGCGCUUAAGCUGUUCCUGCACAGUGCCGUAGUGGUAAACAAUUAUGAGCGCUUCGUCCAAGCACACCCAUUUUUAUCCUUCGAAAAUUUGGAAGCCAUUUGCUACGAAUUCAUAACACAGCCACUAAUUAUUUAUGAGGAGGACAUCAACAUCUCCUCACAGCAGUACAGCUGCAUCAUUUGGAUCACAGGCAUCCUCUGCUCCCAUAUUACUCUCCUCCAAAAUGAAAACUACGAAAAUAUUGCCCUCAAGUUAACUCAGCAUGCAAAUAAGUUGCUAAAAAAAAAGGACCAAUGUUUGGCCAUCCUGGCAUGCUCUCAUAUUUACUGGGAAAAUAGAAAAUAUAGAAAUAGCGCCAAGGUGUUGGAGUGUCUGCAGAAGUGCAUAAAGAAUGCAGAGGUUGCCGUUCAGUCAAACAACGAUAAUGUAAUUCUGUUCCUUUUUUUGUUGCAAAAAUAUGUCUACUACUAUGAGGCAGAAAAUAUCGAAAUCACGGAGGACAGCGUACAUUACUUGCUGCACAUUUGCCAGGAGGAGUUCUCCAGGGAGACCUGCGACGCGGGAUUCAAGCAGGAGUUCUUGCAGACCGUCAAGUACGUGCACGCCAAGAAGGAGAGUUCCAACGCGUUCGCUAAAAUCGGCUUGGACGCCUCGCUUCUGCGGUAG
Plasmodium vivax (malaria parasite P. vivax) is the source of this 3153-nucleotide messenger RNA. RefSeq names its product vacuolar sorting protein 35, putative. The record is from RefSeq and is a predicted model, not a curated record. Lineage: Eukaryota; Apicomplexa; Aconoidasida; Haemosporida; Plasmodiidae. The coding region runs from base 1 to 3153 and encodes 1050 amino acids. Gene Ontology annotation, cellular component: retromer, cargo-selective complex; late endosome; retromer complex. The transcript has 2 exons. Gene Ontology annotation, biological process: retrograde transport, endosome to Golgi; intracellular protein transport.